Messenger RNA from Perca fluviatilis (European perch), 5220 nucleotides. It is a transcript of the gene adgra3, whose product is annotated as adhesion G protein-coupled receptor A3. The record is from RefSeq and is a predicted model, not a curated record. Gene Ontology annotation, biological process: G protein-coupled receptor signaling pathway; cell surface receptor signaling pathway. The coding region runs from base 839 to 4900 and encodes 1353 amino acids. Gene Ontology annotation, molecular function: protein binding; G protein-coupled receptor activity. Lineage: Eukaryota; Metazoa; Chordata; Actinopteri; Perciformes; Percidae. The transcript has 19 exons. Gene Ontology annotation, cellular component: plasma membrane; external side of plasma membrane.
AAUGGUGGAGCCCGGGGCAGAGGACUUCUCAAUGGACAGAGAACACUCUUUUUAAAUAUACUUUUCAAAGAAACAGUGGAGCUAAACGAGAUACAACAACCACUUUGGAUAUUCUUUUUGAAGCGAUGUAGAGCUUUAAACUUAGUUUCCCGGGCAUUUGCAGCACACUUUGAGCUGUAGUUGUAGCGCUUUAGUGUGUGUUUUUUUUCCCCCGGAGUAGUUUCCUGUUGGUCCCUGGAAAAGAAGAGAAGGGGAAAGUUUACUCCCGCUUGUUUUGGAUCCGCAUGUAUUCCAAAGUACCGGGGAAUUAAAGUAGCUAUAGAUGUUUUAAAAAAUCCUGGCGAGUUUCCAGAAGUUAGUGCGGAUAACCUGGUGACUAAAGUUACUACAGCCGCCUCCCGUGGAAAAGACAGCACUGAAUUGGACUCACGCUAUGCCCAACAAAGAAAACCUCUCAACAACUGGACAAGUUAUAAUUUAGUAACCAGCAGCACACUCCGGCAUUUAACAUUUUCGGACUCGUAGGGUUGGAGGAAAUAAACACUCACGCCAGGAUGGAAAGGGAAUUCUAAAGGAGUCGUGUGGCAAACAAAGGAGAACACCUCUGUCGGACUGAAUACCGCCGAGCAAAGGGAAAGCCUUGAGAGAAAUGGAGGAGGAAGGCUCGCUUGAACCAAACAAGAUACUGGCAAGGGUCUCGUUUCUGUCUUUAACGGGGACCUUUUCAUAACAAAGCUACUCGGUAGCUAUCAACUAGCUAGCUAGCACACCCAUCUGCCCCGUUUAGUAUCGAAACAUUCUUUCCAAUGCUGCAGUGGUUUUCUAAUCGUGUGUGAAAAUGAGGGUGGAUCUGUUGCAGUUGUUUGUGAUUUUGCUGCUCGGUGGCGGCGGUUCGGCGGUAUCAUCUGAUUGCAAAUCAUAUGAUGAACGCUCGAAAAGCGGUGGGAAAAGCCUGCCGUCCGACAGGAAAGUGGUCUGCAGCAACAUGGAGCUCCAUCAGGUGCUACCCCCGGACUCCUUCCCCAACAGGACAGUCACGCUAAUUUUAAACAACAAUAAGAUUCAAGAACUCAGAAAUGGAUCCUUCUUCGGAUUGUCUACUUUGGAAAAAUUGGACCUGCGGAGUAACGUGAUCAGUCGUAUCGAACCAGGCUCUUUUCUCGGAUUGCCAGCACUCAAAAGACUGGACUUGUCCAACAACAGCAUCGGCUGUCUCAACGUAGACAUCUUCACGGGCCUCACCAGUUUGAUCAGACUAAACCUUUCAGGGAACAUGUUCUCUUCGUUGGCUCAGGGGACCUUUGACAGCUUGGUGUCUCUGAAGUCCUUGGAGUUUCAGACGCCGUACCUGCUGUGUGACUGCAACCUCCUGUGGCUGCUGCGUUGGAUCCAAGACAGGAACAUCGCGGUCAAGAACACCAAGUGCUCCUUCCCCCAGUCUCUCCAGGGCCAGCUCAUUACCUCCAUCAGGCCGGAGCUCCUCACCUGCGACGCUCCACUCGAGCUGCCCUCCUUCCAGCUGACUCCGUCCCAGCGUCAGGUGGUCUUUCAGGGGGACAGCCUGCCCUUCCAGUGUCAGGCCUCCUUCGUGGCCGAGGACAUGCAGGUGCUGUGGUACCAGAAUGGCCGCAUAGUCAAAGCCGACGCCGCCCAAGGCAUCUUCAUUGAAAAGCGCAUGGUGCAGAACUGCUCUCUCAUUGCUAGUGCGUUGACCAUCUCAAACAUCCAGCCCGGUUUUACUGGGAACUGGGAGUGCCGGGUCCGGACAAGCAGAGGCAACACCACCAGGACUGUCCACAUUGUGGUGUUGGAGAGUUCUGCUGAGUACUGUGCUCCUGAACGCGUCUCCAACAACAAGGGAGAGUUCAAGUGGCCGCGCACCCUGGCAGGGAUCCGAGCCUACCUCCCCUGCAACAGACUGGCAUCCAGCCCUGGCACCUACUCAGGCAGCCCGGGGGAAGAGCAGCGGGCGUGGCGUUACUGUGAUCGCAAGGGGCUGUGGGCGGAGGAGGACUACUCCCGCUGCCAGUUCCAGAAAGAUGUCACAAGAUUUCUAUAUGUCAUCAACCAGAUGCCUUUGAAUGAGAGCAACGUGGUGGCCAGGGCUCGCCGCCUGCUGGUGUACACUAUCGAUGCGGCAAACUUCUCCGACAAGAUGGACAUCAUCUUCGUGGCUGAGAUGAUUGAGAAGUUUGGCAAGUUUGUUGAGAAGUUUAGAGAUCUGGGUGAGGUGAUGGUAAGCAUGGCCAGUAACCUGAUGCUGGCCGACGAGAGGGUGCUCUGGAUGGCUCAGCGUGAAGCCAUGGCCUGCUCCCGCAUCAUCGCCUGCCUCCAGAAGAUCGCUGUCUACCGUCUGGCAACGGCACAGGUCUUCUCCCUGACAUCCCCCAACAUAGCACUGGAGGCUCACGUUGUCAGGGCCAACGACUGGAAUGGCAUGGCCUGCAUGUUGUUCCAGAGGCCCAGCCCAGAGCGCACACCCGGACAGGACCGCCAACUCACCUUCAAAUGCAACACAACCAGCUCCUUCUCCAGCAUCCUUCACAAGAGUACCAUUGUGGAGGCUUCCCUGCAGCUACCUCAGUCUCUGUUCAGCCAGGCUGCAGUCCCGGGGCAGGCCGAGGACACGGUCUACAAGCUCCAUCUACUGGGCCUCCGCAACGGCAAGUUUUUUCCCUCUACCAGCAACUCCUCCCAACUGGCUGAUGGUGGCAAGAGGAGGAGUGUUGCCACCCCUGUCAUCAUGGCCAAGAUAGACGGCAUGUCCGUUCGUGUCCUGAGGACGCCCGUUAACAUCACCCUGCGGCGGUUCGCCCGUGGCUCAGAUGCUGUGUCCGCCUGCUGGAACCUGAGCCUGGUGGGAGGCCACGGAGGAUGGCAGAGCGACGGCUGCCGCAUCAUGGGCCAUCAUGACAACUUCACCACCAUAUCCUGCAACUCUCUUGGCAACUACGGCCUGCUGAUGGACCUCAGCAGUGUGGAGUAUUUAUCUCCAAGCAUCCAGCCUCUGCACCCAGUCAUCUACGCCACUACUAUCAUCCUACUUAUCUGCCUGCUCACCAUUAUCAUCAGCUACAUCUACCAUCACAGGUCUGUGCGCGUGAGCCGCAAGUUUUGGCACAUGUUGGUCAACCUCUGCUUCCACAUCUCCCUCACCUGCGGGGUCUUUGUUGGCGGCAUCAAUCAAACGCAAUACGCAAGCGUGUGCCAAGCAGUGGGCAUCUUGCUGCACUAUUCGACUCUGGCUACCGCUCUGUGGGUGGGUGUGACUGCACGCAACAUUUACAAACAGGUGACACGCAAGGCCAAACGCUAUGAAGAGCUGGACGAGCCUCCGCCACCACCGCGCCCUAUGCUGAGGUUCUACUUAAUCGGUGGAGGGAUACCCAUCAUUGUCUGCGGGAUCACUGCAGCAGCUAACAUCAAAAACUACGGCAGCCGGGCCAAUGCACCAUAUUGCUGGAUGGCGUGGGAGCCCAGUAUCGGGGCUUUUUAUGGCCCAGUGGGAUUCAUCAUCUUCGUGGACUGCAUGUACUUCCUCAGCAUCCUGCUCCAGUUGCGCCGCCACCCUGAGCGCCGUUACGAGCUCAAGGAGCCGACCGAAGAGCAGCAGCUUCUGGCUCCAGCCAACACGGAGGCCGGGCCAGAUGGUCCCAGCAGCCAGUGCCACCCCCUCACUCUCCAGCUCGAGCCCCACGAGGUGUCGUCCUCCAUAGUGUCUGCUCCCCACACUGUGCCCCUGUCGGCCCUGGAGAAUGAGCACACCUUCGCUGCUCAGCUGAUGGGUGCAGCCGGGGCGUUAGGGCUGUAUGCGGCCCUCUGGGUGUUCGGGGCCAUGGCUGUGUCACAGGACCACCCCUUUGACUUAGCUUUCACCUGCCUGUUUGGGGUGGCCGCACUGGCACUGGGGGCGUUCAUGGUGGCGCAUCACUGUGUCAACAGGCAGGAUAUGAGGCGCUAUUGGUCCCAGGCCUGUUGCUCUGGGAGACGAGCUUACUCUGCACAGGAGGAUGCCCUUCUGCCUCAGCCGGGCGUGGCCAUGACAUCCACAGCAGGAUCUGCAAGCAAGGCAGAUGGGGAGUCAACAAGGUGUGGCCAGAGCAGUGCGGACUCUUCUUACACAAAUAAGAGCGCCCCAAGCGUGCGCAACUCCGCCCACGGCAGCAAGCUGACCAACCUGCACGCAGAGGCAGCCCAGUGUAAGUCCGCCUCGGCACCGGUGACCGCAAACGGCACAGCCGUUUUGGACAACAGCCUGACGGAACAUUCACUAGACAAUGAAAUUAAAAUGCACGUAGCGCCAGUUGAGGUGCAGUUCCGCCCGAUGAACAACAACAAUCCGACGGCUGCCACGAACGGACACACGAGCAGGCAUCACAAAAACCGAGCACGGGCUCACAGGGCGAGUCGGCUAACUGUGUUGCGAGAGUACGCCUACGACGUCCCCACCAGCGUGGAGGGCAGCGUGCAGAGCGCCCCCCACAGGCGGCACCACCAUUAUGACGUAGCGGCACGCAAUAGCCGAAGGGCAGCCUACAUGGCCUACAGAGAGCGGCAUCAGAGCCAGCUGCAGCAGGACAGCAGUGACAGCGCCAGCCUGCCGCGCCGCUCCCGCCACGCAGAUAAAGGAAGCGGCAGCACCCUGGGGAACGGGACAGCGGUCACGGAAGAGACUGAGCAGGUGGCUACUGCUGCUGGGUCAAGCUCCAGUAAAGAAUCCGAGCCUGUACCGCAGCCCAGCAGCACAGAACUGGAAAGCCAGCCCAAGUCGUAUGGGCUCAACCUCGUCACUCAAAAUGGUGGCACACUUAAAGAAAAUGGACAAGCAGUGCCUUUAAUUAACACAGAGAGUGCAGCCAGUAUAAAGACUGGCUUGUGGAAACAUGAAACUACUGUGUAGCGACAGUUUCCAUCCCAAAGACUGCAUUGUGAUAAGAUCUCGCCUUUAAACUGUGAAAUGUCUUUUUUUUUCUUCUUCUUUUUUUUCGAUUGUACAUUUAUUUUAUGUACAAACAAAUCAUUACUGCCACUGAACUAUCUUUUGUAGAUAUGUUUUUGUAAAUGGUUUAUUUUUAUAACUUGUAAUCUCAACUUUAAGAGUUCUGUACAUGAAACUGCAUGGUCUGAGCUGUGGCCCUGUGAGUACCCUUACCCCCGGGGAUUUAUUUCCAUUUUCUAGUUUGUCCCAACGAUAAUAAAUCAAAAGUUCCGUUUACCUAA